GUCGCCCGCGGAAAGCUUGCCCAUCUUCACCAAAUCGCAGGCAAGCUUCGUAGCCACCUUCCUUCCUUUCAAUGGCUUAUUCACCAGCGCCGCCGCCUCCUCCUCCUCCUCCCUAAAACGCAUCGCAUUGCUCAAACCCCAUCCCAUGCGUUCCACAACCACCACCCUCACCAGGAGGACCACUCUCCCACUCGCUCAACCUUCCCCUCUCUUCACGCGCCGCCGCCUCACUACUCCUCCUUCCUCUUCUCCUUCUCUCCCGCCACGUCAUCACAAAAACCCUCCGCUUCACGCUUCUGAUUCUUCUUCUCCCCUCACCUCCCUCCCUUCCAUCCUCUCCUCCAAGCUUCUCGAUUCUUCCAAAUGCAAGUCCCUCAUUCCCCGUUUGUCCCCUCACGACUUCGAUCGCUUCUUCUUCUCUACUCACAUCGCCACCACCGCCCGAAAUAAUCACCACCACCACCACAACCUCGACGUCCUCACCACUUUUCGUUUCUUCAACUUCGCGUCCAAAUGCUUCGGUUUCGCUUUCACCGUUCGGUCUUACUGCGUCUUGCUCCGUAUGCUUCUCGCUUCGAAUUUCUUGCCUCGUGCGAGAUCGAUUCUCGGAAGUUUGAUCGAUGGGAGAGCACCUGCUCUGUUCGAAAACCGCCGCAACGGACCAAUCGAGAUUGCAGCUUCUAUGUUGGAGCUUAAUGCAGCUACUGGUAUGAGAUAUGGUGAAUUGGACUUGUUGAUUCAUACUCUCUGUUCUCAGUUUAAGAAUUUAGGUGUUGGUGUUGCUUUUGAUGCAUUCUGGUUGUUCGAGAAGGAAGGUAUUCUUCCUUCUACUAAGUCCUGCAAUUUCUUGCUUAGCUCUUUAGUGAAGAAUAAUGAGCUUGAGAAGAGCUUUGAGGUUUUCGAGGCUGUUUGUCGAUGCGGUUCGCCAGAUGUUUACACGAUAAGUACUGCUGUUAAUGGUUUUUGUAAGGGAGGGAGGGUUGAUGAUGCCGUUGGGUUGUUUCUAAGAAUGAAGGAGUUAGGUGUUUCGCCUAAUGUGGUGACUUAUAAUAACGUGAUUGAUGGGUUGUGCAAGAGUGGAAGGAUCGAAGAGGCCUUGAGAUUUAAGGAGAGAAUGUUAGAAAGCAAAGUAAGACCAUCUGUCGUAACUUACUGUGCCCUUAUUAAUGGUUUGGUGAAGUUGGAGAAGUUUGAUGAGGCACAUUGUGUUUUUUUAGAAAUGCGCAGCAGGGGAAUUGCCCCUAAUGAGUUUGUUUAUAAUACAAUGAUUGAUGGGUACUGCAGGAACAAGAAUAUGAGCGAGGCACUAAGGAUCAGGGAUGAGAUGUUAUCCAAUGGGAUAAUUCCCAAUGAUGUUACUCUUAAUACUCUGUUACAAGGAUAUUGUAGGAGUAAUCAAAUGGAGCAAGCUGAGAAACAAGUAGAGCACAUUUUAUCGCAUGGGUUAGCUGUUAACCAGGAUGCGUGUUCUUAUGUUAUUCAUUGGUUAUUUGGUAAAUCCAGAUUUGAUGCAGCUCUCAAAAUUGUAAGACAGCUGCUGUUGAGGAAUGUCAAGACCAGUGAUAGCUUGCUGACCCCUUUGGUCUGUGGACUUUGUAGAUGUGGAAAACAUGCAGAGGCAACUGAACUUUGGUUUGGCCUUGCAAAGAGAGGCCUUUCAGCAAAUACGGCUACCUCAAAUGCUCUUCUUCAUGGAUUUUGUGAACAAGGGAACACAGAGGAGGCCAUCACAUUAUUCAGAGAGAUGAUUCAGUGGGGCUUGGUACCAGAUAGGAUCUCUUUCAACACACUUAUAUUUGGCUUUUGCAAAGCGGGUCAUAUUGAUGAAGCUUUUGUGCUAAAGGAAGAGAUGAAUGAGCAAGGAUUUCAAUCUGAUAUGUAUACCUACAAUUUCUUAAUGAAGGGAUUGGCUGAUAUGGGAAAAAUGGAUGAGGUUAAUAAGGUUUUGGAUGAAGCUGAAGGGUGUGGCUUGGUUCCAAAUGUCUAUACAUAUGCACUUAUAUUAGAAGGAUACUGUAAGGCUGACCAGAUUGGACAUGCCAUAAACUUAUUUGAUGAGCUAGUCAAGAAAGUAGAGCUAAGCCCUGUUCUUUAUAACAUUCUUAUUGCAGCCUACUGUAGAGUUGGGAAUGUCGAGGAAGCCUUCAAACUUCGUGAUGCCAUGAAAAGUAGGGGUAUCCUACGCACCUGCUCCACAUAUUCUUCGCUAAUAUAUGGUAGGUGCAAACUUGGCCUUGUUGAAAAAGCAAAAGAGAUUUUUGAAGAAAUCAGAAAUGAAGGGUUGCUGCCAAAUGUUUUUUGCUAUACUGCUCUAAUUGGUGGUUACUGUAAGUUAGGAAAGAUGGAUAAAGCUGGGAAUAUCUUACUUGAAAUGUCUUUGAAUGACAUACAACCUAAUAGGAUUACCUACACUAUUCUGAUAGAUGGGUAUUGUAAAUUGGGAAAUAUGAAAGAAGCAAAUAAGCUUUUAAACGAGAUGAUAGCAAAUGGAAUAACUCCAGAUGAUGUCACUCGUAAGGUAUUGAAAAAUGGGAAUUGCAAGGAAAGGAAGCUGCACGGAGCCUUGCAAUUGCGUGAUCAUUUGUCUAGUAGAGGAGAACCCUUAGAUGAAAUUACAUAUUCGACAUUGGUUCAGGGUUUACAUUCUCCUACAGCAAUUAGCAAUCAGAAAUAAAGAGGAAACUAUUGAAAGCUUGUAUCUUAGUUGGUAUCAUGACUCUUCUGGACGAUAGUGCCAUAUUGUUGCUGGAACCUCUUGUCAGGAAGAUAAGGGCAUCAUAUGCUUGUUUUCGUGAUAGGAUGAUCAGCUGCUAUUCUUACCUGAAAAUGCUCAUGGAACUUCAGAGGGUGUAGGAGGAUUGCCAUUGGAGCAAACAUUUUGUAGCUUUUUAACUAUGUGCAAGGUUGUUGUCCCUUGUUGGUCCUCCGUUCAAUCAAAUUGGUUCACAUUGAUGGCCAGAACAUAAUAGCUUUGCAUGCUUCUAGGAUGCUCUAUAUCUAAGGAGAAUCUGCUUAUAGUAAUUUCUGGUUAAAACUUGGAAGAGAAUAUAGGCUUGGAUACAGUUCAGAUGAAAGACGUUUUUGAAUUUAUUAUGCAUGCUGAUUGCUGACCAAUAACCAGUGUUUGUUGUCACCAUCUUUGCCCUUGACAUUGGAAGGAUUUGGGGUAGAGAAGAAAGUCUACAAGUCAAGAGGGAUGAAGGGUAAACAUUUAUUAAUUUCUUUUAACAAAUUUUCCAGAUGGAGAUAGUGAAGCCAUCAUCAUGAUUGUAUUUUUUCAAAUUUGCUUCACCUUAUGGUGUCUAUUUAGUGGAACUAAUUGUGGUAUACAAAAGAAAAGAAUUACAAUUUCUAACCAGAACUGUACAGUAAUUUGUGUAUGGAUUGUUGUAUUCAUUAAGGGAAAGGCCAAUAAGAAUUAUACAAUUACUUAUUUUCCUUAGAAAGGAAUUAAACUCUACUUUGAAUUAGUUUCUGUUGACUAGUUUUGAUAGCUUUGGGAAAAGGAAGCUAUAUCCUUGGGACAGUGACACAGUGUCCAGUCUAUGCCACUUUUGGGUGAAUUUGGCUGUAGCAUAAUUUCCAUGUUUUCAAUGAUAGAAUAUGGAAUAAGCAAGACUUGCGGAAAAAGCUUUGGUGUUUAACCUCUACUUGGUUUAAAGUUUUGAAUUUCAAAUUUUUUUAUAGGAAUUUCUCUCUUAUGUAUGUUGAUUGUUAAGACAUUGAAAAGCUUUAUAAGAGGAUAAUAAUUUUAUCCUUGUA
Messenger RNA from Arachis duranensis, 3762 nucleotides. RefSeq names its product pentatricopeptide repeat-containing protein At4g19440, chloroplastic. The transcript is spliced from 3 exons. Lineage: Eukaryota; Viridiplantae; Streptophyta; Magnoliopsida; Fabales; Fabaceae. The coding region runs from base 146 to 2674 and encodes 842 amino acids. Gene Ontology annotation, molecular function: protein binding. The record is from RefSeq and is a predicted model, not a curated record.